Eremothecium gossypii ATCC 10895 is the source of this 423-nucleotide messenger RNA. RefSeq names its product Fyv7p (gene FYV7). The transcript has a single exon. The record is from RefSeq and is marked provisional. Gene Ontology annotation, cellular component: nucleolus. The coding region runs from base 1 to 423 and encodes 140 amino acids. Gene Ontology annotation, biological process: rRNA processing. NCBI's taxonomy places the organism in Eukaryota, Fungi, Ascomycota, Saccharomycetes, Saccharomycetales, Saccharomycetaceae.
AUGGUGGGCGUAGGUAAAAAGUUCACAAAGGAGUCCAAAGUCCGGGAGAUUCAGAAAAACCUGCAUAAGCGGGCGAAACUGAAGAGACAGUACUUGAAGACGCUCGAGCAGGAGGGCUACGAGGUGCCAGAGGAGCAAAAGAGACAGAAACCGUCAUUCGAGCAGCGUAAGGGGGAGAAGAAGCAGAAGGUUGACGAGAAAAAGGAGCAUGCACGGCGGCGGAAGCGCGAGCAGAAGGAAGAGAUGGAGGCCAAGCGGCAGCGGGAGCUGGACGAGCUGGAGCGGGCGAAGGUGAGGCAGGUGGAACGCGAGCGGCGGAACAAGCGGAUACAACAGAAGACGCGGUCCGGGCAGCCAAAGAUGGGGCCCCGGAUUAACGACCUGCUGGACAAGAUCCAGAAGGAUACGACGUACACGUCGUGA